Nicotiana attenuata is the source of this 1191-nucleotide messenger RNA. RefSeq lists its product as uncharacterized. Bases 112 to 1023 code for a protein of 303 amino acids. The record is from RefSeq and is a predicted model, not a curated record. Gene Ontology annotation, molecular function: polysaccharide binding. The transcript is spliced from 2 exons. Lineage: Eukaryota; Viridiplantae; Streptophyta; Magnoliopsida; Solanales; Solanaceae.
AAAGUUAUCCAUUCUUCAAUCCUCACUAAUAUAAAAUGUCACCACCAUUUACAUCAUUUCUCUUCCUCUCCCUUAUUCCCUUUACCAUCGGUGUUUAAUCACCAACCAAUCAUGAAUUUCAAGAAUUCUUCCACUUUAAUCUCCUGCAUAUUACUCCUUAUUUUUCCUUCAUUAAUCUCAUCACAAGCAUGCCAAAGAUUUUGUGGCAACAUACCGAUGAAAUACCCCUUUGGCACUGGACCUGGCUGUGGCGAUCCGCGUUUCCAGCCGUUCAUUACCUGCAACAAUCAGCAGCUCACAUUCAAAACUCACACUGGAUGCUACCCUGUCACAUCCAUAGAUUACAACAGCCAAGUUUUAUACAUCAGUGAUCCUUCUAUGUCAACUUGUGCUUGUACACAGCCAAGCAAAGGUUUCAGUUUAGACUGGAAAGCACCAUUCAACUUUCAUGAUGAAACAGUUUUUGCUUUGCUCGAUUGCUCAACCGAUUCUUCGCCAAUUUACCAGUCCAACGGAGGGAUGAAUUCGACGUUCCCUCUAUGUGAUUCUUCUCAGGGGGAUCCUGUUUGUAGUCUUCUCUAUUCUUGUCAAGCAAUGAGCAGGCUUAAUCUCCCAACUUCCACUUGUUGUGUUUACACUCCAGUUGAUCUUGGGCCGUCGUUCGAGAUGGAUUUGGAGAAACUGCAUUGCACAUCUUACUCAGCUCUCUAUGGUUUCAAUGGUCAAGAUACCAAUCCACAGGCCUGGAAAUAUGGAGUGGCAUUGAAAUACAAGUUCAAUUUCAACAAUGAUUACCCUGAAAUGUGUGCUAGUUGUGAAAAGACUAAUGGAGUUUGUGGAUAUUGUGGUCCUUAUAAUUCUUUUAUUUGCAACUGUCCAAGUGGAGUUAACACAACAACAGAUUGUUUUCUUGGAGUACCCUGGAGUAACAGUUUUAGAACUGUCCCUUGGCAAACUGGGCUGUUAUUGAUCAAUGCUUUGGUAUGGUUUAUUAUUGUGUCCCUGAUGUAUGAUCAAGCAUAAAUGGAACUCAAGGAAGGAAUUUGACUUGAAGUCUUUUUGCUUAACAUUAAUUGGUUUAUGGAGAAUCCACAAUCUCCUUUGCUUAAUGUAAUUUGUUGAGUGUGAAACAGAACUGUUGAAAAGAAACAAAGAGUAAUGCAAAGGCUGGAUUUUCUAGUUGAUCCUCAA